Dromaius novaehollandiae (emu) is the source of this 1230-nucleotide messenger RNA. RefSeq names its product programmed cell death 1 (gene PDCD1). The transcript has 5 exons. Gene Ontology annotation, cellular component: membrane; external side of plasma membrane. Gene Ontology annotation, biological process: negative regulation of immune response; positive regulation of T cell apoptotic process. The coding region runs from base 69 to 920 and encodes 283 amino acids. The record is from RefSeq and is a predicted model, not a curated record. NCBI's taxonomy places the organism in Eukaryota, Metazoa, Chordata, Aves, Casuariiformes, Dromaiidae.
CGACCGGCAGGGCUCGCGGCACCGGCAGCACGACGGCGCGCCUGCCUGGGGCAGGGGACCACCUCGGCAUGGCUCUCGGCGUGGGGAGGACGACGUGGAGCCACACGGACGCUGCCCUGGCCAGCUUCUGCGCCGCCCUGCUGUGCUGCGGCCCCGUCCUGGGGGGCUCCCGGCUGGUGACCUUCUUCCCAGCCAUGUUGACUCUCCCUGCAGGUGGCUCAGCCACCUUCUUCUGCAACAUCUCCAUGAAGAGCGUCUCUGGCUUGGAGUACAGCCUCAACUGGUACAAAGAGACCAACCACAGCCAGCCUCAGAAAAUCGCUGAGAUCAGCCGUAACAACCCCCAGACGAAGACGGAGAAGUACCUGCUCACGAACCACACUCCUGCCUUCAAGAUUGAGAUCCUGAACCUUCACCAGAAUGACUCAGGCUCCUACUACUGUGGGCUGAUCGCCUUCUUCCAACCUGAUAAAGUGAUUGAGAGCAACCGGUCCCACCUCGUGGUCACAGCAGCUCCUGAGAAAAUAAACGCCACUGAUGAGCCUCAGAUAGAGGAAAGCGACCCCCCAGACCACAUCAAGGCUGUGCUCGUAGGUAUCCUGUUGCUGGUUGGCGCUGUUGUGCUUCUGAUCUUUGGCUACCUCACCGUCACACAUAGGAGAAGAGAUGUGCAAAAACCACCGAGUGAAAAUGUGCCAACGAAGGAGGAGAAGCCCCCUGUGGUGUCUGUGCCCACUGUGGACUACGGCGUGCUGGAGUUUCAGUGGGACCAGCGCACGCAGACGCCCCCCGAGAUACAGCCAGCUGACCAGACUGAAUAUGCCACCAUCAUCUUCCCGGAGGAAAAACCAGUUACGCCAGAGCGGGGGAAGAAAAACCAGAACCAGAGGAGCUGGCAAGUGCAGCCACAGCCCUGCUGAGGAUCUGGGAUCCCACAAUGCACCUUCUCCCAUCUUUGUGCUGCAACGGCCUCCCCGGAGACGCCCAGGCAGGAGCCUGCCCUGCACUGGCACCCCUUUUCUCUCCAUGUCAGGCAGCCAUCUGUGAGCCCUGCCACGGCCGUGUCUGGGCAGGGACAGGUCCCCCCUUCCCCUUGCUCCAGACAGUUUGCAGCUAGUGAAAACCAGCACUGAGGGACUGGAGUGACGGAGGCACCUGCUGCUGGAAUUGGCACCUGACGGUCCCUCCCAGGCACAGCAGGCACCAUGGGCAUGGGAUGGAUGCAAGGGG